Molecule: messenger RNA, 3031 nt
Organism: Ectocarpus sp. CCAP 1310/34
Lineage: Eukaryota; Phaeophyceae; Ectocarpales; Ectocarpaceae
Source: the annotation of a GenBank genome assembly
AUGGACAAGUACGGUCACAACCUGGAACAGGAACUUGACACCAACGAGAGUCUUUUGGAGUUCGCCACUCUGAAGACGUGGCUGGAUGAAGUGGUCGCUCAACAGCGGUGCGCGCUAGGGCUGCACACCCCAAUCUCCGCCGAACAGGGUUCAAAAUUCUCCACGUUCUUCGCUCGGCCCGAAUGUGGCGGCUUUCGGCAACAUACGCCAGCGAAGAUUCACAACAUGGUCAAGAAGGUGCUCACGAAACAGUUUCUAGCGUUGCUGGACAUGCAGAACAAUCCGCUGAACUUCUCCAAAAUCGCUCAGAUUCAUCAGCGAGAUCGAGUCUCGGGGCUUCAGGAUCAGCUCAUGGAAUCGCGGAGAAGCAACUUGCACAACGACAGGGACUCUCACCACUGCGACACGCGGCGUCUGGCGGAAGGGAGCAACCACACUCAUCCUGUUGUCAUUCGCACGCCUCCCACGGACCUCUCCCUCUACGAUGCUCUGAUUCAGGUGCGACGCGAGUGUGUUCGCCUGGGCGUGGUGCCGGCGACCGGCCCGGUGCACAGCAUCGACCAUCGCUGCCGUCUCCUUCAGAUGAAGGUGGCCGACUUCCACCGAAAGCAGAUGCUCAUCUACGAGUCCCAACGGCGGCAGCAGUGGCGAAUAGACAUCGCUCCCCACGAUGCAGCCUUGCUCAAGAACUUUUCUCACCACCACCGAUCCGAGCAUCUGAGGCACGCGCUGGAUGCCAAGGACAUGGACCGUGUUUGCGUCUUGCUUGAAUCGGGAGCCGACCCCAGCACCGAGCUGCGCAGCGGGCUAUUCCCGAUGAUAGCCGCCGUCUUGAAGCGAUCCAUUCCGAUUAUCCAACGACUGUUGGCUGCAGGAGCGGACAUAAACCACGGCAGCUCGAAGGGCAUGACGGCUCUCAUGUGGGCGGUGAAACGCAACGACUAUGCGAUGGUGGACGCCCUCCUUGAGGAAGGAGCAGACGUCGAGGUCGAAGGAUGCUCGGGCUGGACGGCGAUGAGCAUCGCCUCCCGCCACGGCAGGAGGGACAUCGCGCAGUUCCUCGUAGAGACUCUCCGAGCGGACAAGGUUGUCGGCGACAUGAAAGCGACCAGGGCGCUGAACCACCGAAGCAGCGUGAACCGCGGCCUAACGCCGUUGGCGAUCGCGGCGAUCCACCGAAACGAGGCCAUGGCGCGGUGCCUGAUGCGGCUGGGUGCCAAGCCCGCGGUGAAGUGCCACCAAGGGCACGUGGCCGGAGAGCAUGCCGCCAAAGCAGGGUGGGGCGUUUUCGGCCUCUGGCUGCAGGAGACUCAAGCGUUUGGCGACCGCGGGGUGUACACGUUCGCGGACAUGAACGCUGAGAAUGCUCUUCGGGUCGCGGAGCAGCGAAUGCUGGACGCAAUUUCGUCCGGCGAAACGGUAGAAGACGACUCGAAAAGGAACUCUAGGACAGCCUCCGUGGCUUCCAACAGCGGUGGUAGUAGGCCGGGGCCUACGAUGACCGGCAGCAGCAGCAGGCAGGUGUCAUCUGCGAUAAGCGGCGAUACCCGGCCGUUAUCGUCUGCGAGUAGCGGCAGGCGACCAACGUCUUCGAGAAAACAAAGCGAACAUAGACCGACGUCCGCGGUUUCUGCCACGGCAACGGAAGAAGGGCACAACCAAACCCUGCCGGAGCCGCUGCCGGAGGUGCUAUCCGAGUCAGCAAGAGACGGAGGCCUUUCGGGAUUCCUAGACGUGACGCAGUUCCAGCUGGGACAGAUUCGAUCAAAGAUCCUCCUAACCGUUUCGAUCUUGCACGAAGGUCGCGCCGCUCCAGACACGGAGAGCGACUCCGGACACACGGCGCUAAUCUCCGCUGCGUAUCGAGGGCAGUCGAGUUCGGUGCGUUCGCUCAUUCAAGAAGGGGCCGACCCCAACUAUUCCAAUCGAAAUGGCCGCACUGCGUUGAUGGCAGCGGCCGCGGCGGGCGACCUCAAGAUGGUGAUCAUUCUCCUGCGGCACAAGGCCGAUGCAGCCCUGACGGACAUUCACGGCAAGGUCGCCGGAGCGUACGCAUUCGAGAGAGGCUUCGCGGACCUGGCGCAGCUGUUGGCCAUCGCGGCGGCCGAUGGUCACGAGGCGGCCGUCGAUUGGGAGCUCGACAGGUUUCGCCGAGAGGAAGAGGAAAAGGAGCGGAAGCUGGUGCAGCACCUGAUGGACAAGCAAGGAGGGGUAGGCGGGGAUGGCGUUCCCGAGGCAGACUUGUACGAUUGGAUGAUUCGAGUCACGAAGCCUAGGGAGACCGCCAGAAUCGCGGAUCGGAAACUCCAGAGCGAACAGGGCAGCUUUGACCAGGCUGAGCCCGGCAAACACAAAAACAACAGCGUGUCACCCUCACGGGGGCAGCAAAAAGGCAGGGAACGCUGCCCGAAAUGCACUCUCUUCGUACCGUGCCUUCAUUUUGCCGGCGCGAAGCUGCCAGACGAGGUUGCGGAAUGGUCCGUGAACCAGCGAGGCGCCAGCCGCAGGGCCAACGCUGGGGGGAAACGCUUGGUGUAUGCACGGAGUGGCAAUGAGAGCGUCGCUUGGUGGAGGACUCUUCACCAAGCACACCGAGACCGCACGCUUCCCCCUCGCCCUGUGGAGAGAUCGCGUAGCAGUACACCACCUGUGGCCGGCUGAGCGAAGUCGUUCAGCCUACAUAUACCCAUGCAAUAGUACCAUAUUUCACCUUACUUAUGCGUUUGUUUUGACGUGCUUUCGUGUGCAUUGUUCAUGGUGAUUAUGAUGUUGUUGUGUUCGCGUUUGGUGAGUAGUCUAUGGGUUGCUCUCCUAAGAUUGCUUGUGGUUGGGGCUCCACGUUCUUUCGCGCUCACAGCGUCCACCAGAAGCAACCAGUCAGUGCUUGUAUACUUUGGACGAAGUAAGGUGUGAACGGUGCCACAUACAAUAAUGUUGGAGUUUGCGAUGAAUGGAGGUUCCUGUUGCCACAUGGUACUUAUUGUAGUAAAUACGUAUAUUACAUGAAAGCACAUUACUACUCUCUGACCGU